Messenger RNA from Seminavis robusta, 1661 nucleotides. The record is from the annotation of a GenBank genome assembly. Lineage: Eukaryota; Bacillariophyta; Bacillariophyceae; Naviculales; Naviculaceae.
CUAGAAUUUGCCAUCACGCCAUCACUCUCACUUUUCUUUUUAGAGGCACCAGCCAUGCACCAGCAAGCUAAUAGCUACGAAGUAAGCUAAUAGCAAAAUGGUACCACGAACGCCAAGAUUUUUGUGGCUAUCAACCUACUUUGCUGCGGGUGUGCAUGCCUUGGUCGUCACCUUGCCCUCGGGAAGCAGGUUGAUCGGUUCUAGGAGUGCUUUUUCCCAGCAGUGUCGGUAUCCUGGUUACGGCUUUCGGUCGACAUGGCAUCCCUCAAAAUCUUUUGGUACCUGUUCCAUGGUGCUUCAGGAUGCGGGCCCUCCUGACUUCACCAUAGUUGAGGAUGACGAUAAUGAUAAGGGCGACAACAGUGGAAGUGAAGUGGAAAAUGACAUCCAACCAAAGCCCAUUAUUGAGAGUGGCGGUAUCCCUCGGUCAACUGUCCAGAAACUCAGGGUAAAGAACAUGCCGUCAAGGCCCAAAAGGAGUCCAAAAUUAGAAGGAACGUCUUGGCUCGAGAAGAACGCUGCCUUUUCGGGUGAGGAAUAUGAGUCGCCGAUUCCUGCCGAUGACUCGACAAAAGGCAGACCAAAUCGAACGUUUCGUCAGGAUUUUCAAGGCACUCGUGUGUUUGUGCAGGGUAUUCCACUGGAUGCGAAGUGGCAAGAUUUGAAGGAUCAUUUCGCCAUUGCAGGUGCCGUGGUAUUUGCCUCUGUAUCUGUGGAUUCUGCAACUGGAAAAUCAAAGGGAUGCGGCAUUGUUCAGUUCGAAACUAGCGAAAUGGCGCUACAUGCUAUUGCCGAAAUGAGAAAUCAUCCCAUGUUUGGAAGCACCUUGUUUGUGCGAGAAGAUGUGCAGGAACAGCGAGGUGCGGGUGAUAGAGAACUACGAAGUCGAAUGCCCGUGAACCGACGUGACAGCAACAACAAACCGCCGAAUACGUGGGAGUGCGCGGAUGAUGAUAACUCAUCCGUCUUGAGUGAGGACGAGAGAGACUCUGUCGUGGCCCUCGUCAAGGCCCGAGAUGCGGCCAGGAGGCGACGCAAUUACGAAGCCUCCGAUGAAAUGAGGCACGAAUUAAAGUCCAGGUACGGUGUUCAUGUGGACGAUAGGCUCAAACAAUGGUGGGUUUCCUUCGAUGGAAGCCAUGUUCCGCAGAACGUAAAGGCUGUCAAGGGUGACGGUCGAUGGGGCGACAAGAAAGUAUGGCAACAGAUACUGACGACCCCUGAGAAUGAUGCCUGUGUCAACCCUGACCUUGUGAAUGGUCUGCUAAUGCAGCGAGACAUUGCCAGGCGCGAAAAGGACUUUUCCACGGCCGACGCCCUCCUGGAUGAAGCCAGGAAUUCACCCGAUGGCGAGCUGUAUCUCCGGAUCCAUGAUGAAUCUCGAACUUGGAGGAUCUGGACCGAUAAGCCUCCAGCGAAAUCGGUGGAUUAUCACCCUAAACCACGGCUCAGUGCUGCCGAGCAGUGCAUUGCUCUUAUCAGGGAAAAGGCCCCUCAUAAGGAAGAAGAAAUCAAAUUGUUGCUCCAGAAAUUCCCAGGAAGAGAAUAUCCCAUUCUUAAAAAGCUGCGAAAGAGCUUGGAAGAAGUGUAGCCAGCUCCAUAGUACAUACGGUAGAUAAGAAGGUUGGUGGUCCAAAAAGUAAAAAAGUGCUUCACUAUGU